Molecule: messenger RNA, 5686 nt
Organism: Notothenia coriiceps (black rockcod)
Lineage: Eukaryota; Metazoa; Chordata; Actinopteri; Perciformes; Nototheniidae
Gene: mical3a
Product: microtubule associated monooxygenase, calponin and LIM domain containing 3a
Exons: 17
Coding region: 16-3840 (1274 amino acids)
Source: RefSeq, a predicted model, not a curated record
CUGCUGCCCACCUCGAUGUCAUCAUUUAACCUGCCAUUUCCUCCAUCACCAUCCCCAGCCCCGGAGGUCAACGGUCUGCAGGAGCCCAGCCUAGCGAAGCGUCUGCGGGGAACUCCAGAGCGCAUCGAGCUGGAGAACUACCGGCUCUCCCUGCAGAGGGAGGAGGAGCUGGAGGAGGUGCCUGAGGAGACGCUGGCAGAACACAACCUCAGCAGCGUGCUGGACAAGGGCACGGACGCUGACGACCUGGGCUCCAGUAGCUCAGAGUCAGACAUGGAGGAGGAGGAGCAGGAGGAUGCGGAGGAGGGGGAGCAGCAUACUCUCAGCCCCUCAGACCUCGGCGGGGUUCCCUGGAAGGAGGCGGUGGAGCUCCACGCUAAACUGAGGGGUGAAGAGGGAGACGACGUGGGCGAGGCCCUCGAUGAUGCUGUCAGCAGAGACGGGGAAGUAGAUGAAGAUGACGAAGACGAAGAGGAGGAGGAGGAUGAUGAUGAAGAUGAGGAGGAGUCAAGCGAUGAGGGUGAUUACUGCCCCUGGGAUAAAGAGCUCACGUCUGGCCUUUGGCUGGAGAAGCACCUCACAGAGCAAGACGAUGUUGGUACAUUUAAAGCCAGGAGCAUACAGAUCCAACAAGUCCUGCAGCCUGUGGAUCCCACGGCCAUACCGGGCCUGGUGAGAACACACCUGGACUCUGAGGGAGACAAGGAGGCACAGCUGGCCUCCCAACUCUCCCGCUCCACAGAGCCCUGUGAGGAUGACGAUCUGGAGGCAGAAGCAGACAGUCCAGAUAUGGAGCCGGGGACCGAGAUGGAUCAGGAUGACAUCCCUUCAGAUGCAGAAGCUGAGGCUCGCUUGCAUCAGUCCGAACUCGUUGACGUGCUUCCUGAGGAGGACAAGAGAUCAGAAAGUCAGAGAAUGCCCUCCAGUAUCGAAGUUUUCAGCGCCAGCCCCACACAAAAUAAAGAUGUUGUUAUUUCGCCGCUCAAACCUUCUCCAGAGCUCGAAUCAAAGAUAAGUCAGUUGAAGUCUCCUGGCAGUCGCUUUUUCCCAGAUCCAUUCAUACCUGAGGAAAGGGAACCUGAAAGGACGACGCCAUCUUACUCUCCGACUGCACAGAGCCCACUGAGCUCUCCACCUGCUCCAGUCCAAGACCCUUCCUCUGUCCUUUCCCCAAUUGCUGCUGCUUCCCCUGUCGGUGUCCCGGCCUCCUCCCCCCUGGGUUCACUCAUCAAAUCACCCAUCAGCUCUCCGGUCAAGCCAACAAUGGAGUCCCCCAUUAGAUCCCCUGUUAAGUCACCUGUUGUGUCCCCAAUCUGCUCUCAGCCCACCCCCCUUCCAGAGACUUGCACACCUAAAUCUCCUGUCUACCCUCAGCGCUCAAUUUGCCCUCUAACUGGGAACCCCCUCUCCCCAAUCUGCGCUCAGCCUUUGCCCUGCCAGGAGCCUUCGUCACCCCUCCUAUCAGACUCUCCCGUCAGAUCUCAGCCUAUCCCCGGAGUCACUUCUACACCCAUGACCCAAACAGACAAGGUCAUGCCUGAUCUCUCAAAGUGCGAAGACUCCUCCACAGAGGAAACGCCAUCCAAAAAGACAGACAUCAUUGAGGAAUUUUGGCAAAAGAGUGCAGAGAUCAGGAAGAGCCUCGGGUUGACACCUUUGGACCGCACAAGUAAAAUCUUAGAGAAGAGUGUUGUGAUCUAUCCAGCACUGGACUCCACCCCUGUCAAGGCUCUGGAUGUGCCCGAGGAACAGAAGCCUGCCUUUACUGGCCGAGCUGUCAUUCGCAGGCUGAACAUCACUCUGGAGGGCCAAGUCAUUACCCCCAUUUCCCCCAAGAGUAUUGGCUCCGAUAAGAGGGACCUGAGCAGCAGCUCUGGCUUAGGCUUGAAUGGGAGCAUGGCCACGAGCCAGACAGCAAACAGUGACAGCUUCAACACGUCCGACUCCACCAUGCUCACCCCGCCCUCCAGCCCGCCACCACCUGUGCCUAGUAAUCAGUCUCCAGCCAUGCUCAGGCUGCAGAAACACCAGGUGUCCUGGUGCAACGGGACGGAGAAACAUCCCCCCGAGAAUGCCAAAGAGCCGGCCAAAAUCAAGAGUCCCGUUCCGGCGCCGAGGACACAAUUGAGCCCUGUGUCCGUGCCCAAACCUGCACCCAGGAAAGUCAUCUCGCCUCAGGCUGAAACGGCUCCAGUGGUCGUCAUGAGGGAGAAGAAGAAGAAGCCAUGGCCGCAGGAGGUGAGGAAGUCGUUUGUGGAGACGGUGGAGGAGAUUCCGUUUGCAGAUGACGUGGAGGACUCCUACGAUGAGCGGACGCCAGAAACGAGCAUGAACAGGUACUACACCCCCCCCACCAGCAAGCCAAACCGGGACAGACCUCCCCUGCAUCUGGCUCUAGCGAUGGAAAACGGUAAACCGAACAUCCCUGGAAAUGAAGCUUUUAAGUCACAGAGGGCAACUCAAUUCUCCCCGGAGGCUAAGGAGAUCGCUGAGGAGAGAAUGAAGGCCAGAGAGAAGUCGGUGAAGAGCCAGGCACUAAAAGACGCCAUGACCAAGCAGCUAAACAAGAUGAAAGAAUCUGACACAGACAAGGGGGCGGCACCUAAAGUGGCCUUGGGCGUAACCUCAGAGGGUAAAAAGUCAGCAGGAUCUCCGAAGACAUCAGCCGUGAAAGCUCUGGAGUCAAAGAAGGCCGAGACUUUACCGGAGCGUUUCUUCAGCAGCAACAAGAGUCUGGACAGCUCGGUGGCCUCGUCAGACGGCUCGAGCUCAGGCAAGAGCAAGAAGAGAAGUUCCCUCUUCUCACCACGCAAGAACAAGAAGGAGAAAAAGGCCAAGAACGACAGCAGCAGACUGCCCGGCACCGAUGAGACACCGCCCAAACACAAGUCGCUGUGGAAGGCCGUCUUCUCGGGGUACAAGAAGGACAAAAGGAAGAAGGAUGACAAAUCGUGUCCCAGCACACCGUCCUCAAGCUCCACCACUCAGGACUCUGGGAAGAAGAAAGCCUCACCUACUGGGAAAUCAUCAGACAUGAAAUCCCGCAGAAACCUGAGCUUCUCUGAGGACUCGGACCUUUCCUGUGAUGAUGUUCUGGAGCAGUCCUCGCAGAGAUCAAAGGCAGAUUCUUUAUAUGUCCCUCACGCACUGGCGUUCAAGAGAUCGUACGCCACAAAGAAAACCUACACAGAGGAAGAGCUGAAUGCCAAGCUGACCCGAAAGGUCCAGAAAGCUGCACGACGGCAAGCCAAGCAGGAAGAACUGAAGAGGCUGCACAGAGCUCAGAUCAUCCAGAGACAGUUGGAGCAGGUGGAGGAGAAGCAGAGGCAGCUGGAGGAGAGGGGUGUAGCUGUGGAGAAAGCUUUGAGAGGAGAAGCAGGAUUGUAUAAAGGUACUUAUACAUUACCCAAACAGCACAAAAGAAGAUCAGACUAUUGGGGAGAUUCUAAUUACAGUGAAAUCCUGGACUUGCAUCUGGGCGGCAUGGGCAAGAAGGACGACCCCAAGCUAAUGCAGGAGUGGUUCAAGCUGGUGCAGGAGAAAAACGCCCUGGUCCGCUAUGAGUCAGAACUUAUGAUAUUCGCCAGAGAGCUGGAGCUGGAGGACCGACAGAGCCGACUGCAGCAGGAGCUCAGGGAGCGCAUGGCUGUGGAAGACCACCUGAAGACGGAGAAGGAGCUGAAUCAAGAGAAGCAGAUCCUAAAUGAGAUGCUGGAGGUGGUGGAGCAGCGUGACGCCCUGGUGGCGCUCCUCGAUGAGCAGAGGCUGCGGGAGAAGGAGGAGGACAAGGACCUGGAGUCUGUUAUGCUCUCCAAAGGCUUCAAUCUCAACUGGGCUUAAGAGGAGAGAAAUAAUUGCUCAUCAAGUCCUGGGUAAAUGUCUGAGGCGGUCUCUGCCUCUCAUGGUCAUCUCUGAUCAGGAUACUCUGCUGAACACCUGCAGCAGUGAAUGUGUAAAGACUCCCCCGACACACGCUAAAACACUUCGGCUGCCUCUGACAUUGAAGCGGUCCGCGACGUUUACAUAUCCUAAGCCCAAAGGCAGUCCCACGUUAAUCACUUUGCAGUUUUGCUUGCUCUCUCUCUCUGAGGGGAGUACAUUCACAGCUUUAUCAUCCCAGCCUUCAAGUGGAUCCUCUCAACAAAAAAAAAGGGAGGCCUUUGGGAGAAUGUUUGAAAGACUUGUUUCAUUCUCGAUUAUCUAAAGGGAAGAAUGCAGUUUGGUCCUGCCGAUGUAAAGGAAUUGUAAAGAAUUGUUUUGUGUUGUGUAGAACAAGUCACAUAUUCAGCAGAUAAGGGUGCUUUCUUUUUUUCUGAAAAAGGACUGCUACAGAUGAGUGUUUAAGUGCUGGAGGGAAGUCACCGGGGUCAAUCUUCUUUUCAGUCUGACUGUAGGAUGGACAUCCUCUGCUGAAGCUGCCUUUCUAUCCAGUGACAAACUGACUUCUUAUGAACCAUAAAGACACCCCCCCCCCCCCCCCACAGUGUUCUCAUGAAUCAACACUAACAAUCCAUUGGCCAUGGGUUUUAUGUAUUUAUUAUCUUUGUUUGCUUUUAACACAUAAACCUUUUUGUUUUUGCAUUCACAGGAGAGUGCCCAGAAUCUCAUUAUCGAGCACUUGUGCAUGGCUCAGACUCUCCCAUAAGCCAUUGCAUGUCAGGAAUGAAGGCUGCAGGCACAUGGAGGAGCUAUUUGUUAAGCUAGAAAAACAGAAUUAUAUAUAAACACUUCAGCAUUUCACAAGAGUCAACAAUGAUGGGCCUCUCCUUGACAUGCCACUCACUGCAUAUCACGCUCACGGUUUACAAAUAUGUUUUCUCGCUUUGGUAAACAACAGUGAGGUAAAACAACUGUUGAAAUAAUUCAUCUUUGAAGGAUCUGUCUCUUCAAUUUCAGAUGUGUUUCCGACCUUGUGUGUUAUCCUAAAUGAAGCCGGUUUCACAGUUCUUAAUGGGAGAUCCACGUAGCUUACAAUACUCAUUUUGUGCCACAGGACUGUCUCUUUUGGUGGAUAUGCUGCAAUAUCUGAAGAGUACACCACGAGGACUUACACACCACUCACAUCAGUAAACAGCAGUGUUACUUUACUCUUGAACAAGAUGCCUUUUUCAUUUUUAUUCUCCUCACUUAAGUUAUAUUUUAUUUUUCUGAGUCAACGUUGUUGAGGUAGUCACAUAUGUGUAUCCCACUGGAACUCAAGACUUUUUAUUUCUCAAAUAAUUUCAUACAGCAGGUCCCCAAACAUACUAACUGAUUUUAAACAGGGGGGGAUGAAGAAGUGCAAAGUGCUUUAUGAGAAACUUGCAUUAAACAGAACCGUUAUGGUCCGUUAUAUCUAGUGGGCAGUCAAAUCUAAUAGCCUUCUUGACAACUGUAAACAAUCCAGAUGGUCACGGAAACGCCAGAGGCUAUAUUUAUGACUUGGUAAGAGCUGUGAAUAAAAAACAAAGUGAGAUCAUUUUAAGGGUUGUUGUUUUAGAUGGUGUGUGAUAAGUUUGACAUGAUUGUAUUGAUAUUUAUUAACAAGUGUGCAAACUGUAUUAUAUGUAAAGAAAAAUGAAUCCUAAUUUUUAAACUGUUCUGUUGACACAUGACUUGUAAUGUAAAUGCUUCAUGUAGCUAAAAUGCAUAGAGGUGUUGGAUGUAUGCUGAAACGGCAAUAAAACAAUGCAGUUGUUCUUUUAAA